Tuber aestivum (summer truffle) is the source of this 1963-nucleotide messenger RNA. Lineage: Eukaryota; Fungi; Ascomycota; Pezizomycetes; Pezizales; Tuberaceae. The record is from the annotation of a GenBank genome assembly.
GCUCCUCCACUCCUCCCCUCAAUUUGCAAGUCUUAGAGUCACCCGUUUUACACUACUAUUAUUUACCCCAUUCCUUCUUUAAUUGAAAAACCUCCAUUCCCCCCCCCCUUUUGCACACUCAAUACCCUACUAUCGUUAAAAUGUGUUUCGGCAAUGCCCGUUUCCGCAAACGGCACGCACCCGGUCUCACCAAAAAUCCCAACUCUGACGAAUGGUUGAAGCCGAUAAAAACCGACAAGCAUGGCACCGGGCCCCUCCCACCAGCUCUUCCUGCGCCCCUUGUUACGAGGAUAGGGACUGCUGGCGUGAUGGGAUCCCCACCAUCCUUGGGUACCUCCGCGCCUGCCAUCGCUAUUGAGAGCCCGGAUAAUAUGCUUAUAGAGUUCAAUGCUAAUGGCAUCAAGGACUCACUUAGCACUACGCUUGUGGGUGCACCUACUGAUGAGGUUGAUGGAAAGCCCGAGAAAGUCGGGGGUAUUGCAUGCAAGAUUCCGGAGAUUGAGGAUGAGCAAGGCAAGCGAUCCGUUGAUUCCCAUACUAUCAACGUGAAUAUAUCUGCAGAGAGUUCUAUGGCGAAUAUUUUUGAGAAGGCCAUUAUCGAGGCCACCGCCGAGGAAACCGCUGGGCCCAAAGAUGAAAUAAAGGCGACCACUGGAAACUUCGAAGCCGCUGGGUUGGGGGACAUGGCUACUCAUGCUUCUGGUGGUGGUGGAAGUGAAGAGGGCGAUGGGGAAAAACCUGGAAGUGCAAACUUUUCCGGGUUUAGCGGUGAUUUUACGAGGGACGAUGGCAGUGAGGGUAGUGCAGCCACUGCAGAGAUCUCUGGUCAGUGGGUCGAGUGUGUCAAGGAAGUUAAAGGCACUGAGGCCGAGCCAGCUGUUGUUGAAACCACUGAAAUGGGGGUUGCCAAGGCCCUCCGCAAGAAAGUGGUUAUCACUUCACUUGAUCCAGGCCCGAUUGUCGAUUUCUCCAAUGUGGGUGGGGUGGAGGUGCCUGACCCUGCACUCUUUCACGAUAUGUACACAGGCUCUAUAUGGAGCGAGGGCGUUGCUAGUAGAGAUCCGGGUAUUCUGCUUGCACGCUCUGGGGAUUAUCGGAGAUAUGGUUUGGAGCCUCCAGAGGAUUGUAUCAAGGAUGAAGAGGAUACACCUGAGCUGACUUAUACUGCUGAUGGCAUGGUAUGUAUUUUGGGUUCUUAUUAGAAAGUGAAUAUUGACAGUUCAUAGGCAAUAACACCGGGACUUGUUGAGCGCUAUAUUAGGUUGAGGGAGUGGAAAACUCGUAAUGAACCUCAAAGUUAUUAUCCAACCCCACAGAGUACCCCAAACCAUGACAGCGGGGGGAAGAAACCUGAUCGCAGCGGUGGUGGACGCCACUGUGAGAAUGGGUCCGGAAGGGGGCAUCACAUGCCAGCUACUUUGACGCCGGAGAGCCGUUGGAGCUAUUCUGGUAACAAUUCCACGCUUGGUACGAGCCCGUAUUAUAGUAGCCCAAGUGACAGGUAUCGUACACCUCGGAACUGUCAACUGGGAAGUCCCGCAUCUUUUCCACCGGCCAAAUUGGGCGGAAACCGCGUUCCUAUCAGCAAUCUUCCCCGCUUUUGGUCUUGAGCGAUUAUUUUCUGCGAUUAGUGUUGUGGUUUGGAGCAUAGGAUUACAUGCUCGUUUUAAUUUGUUUUUCGUUUGAUAUCUUUGUGACUGGCGUUCUCAGGGACAAGGCUUCUGUUCGCUAUGAUAUGUAUCUGUACGGUUACUCUCUUUGACUGAAAUAUAAAGUUUGUAGUCAUAACAGAGGAAUAGUUUCUUCAAGCCUGCAUUGAUCUCACAUAAAGUCACUCGAUUUCCCUAAGCAACGCCUGCAAUAACAAUUAUUCCCCUAACGUGGUUUGCAAUAAUGCGCACCGCCAGAGGGUGAGCAUCUUACCCGCUGUGUGUUAUCACCGCUGAUCGUCGAGGCCCUUACU